AUGCCUCCUAUUCUACCACCACCUGGAUCCGUCCCUGAGUCAUCAGGAGGAGGCUCUGGGUUUGUGUCUGGCAUAGAGGCAGCGGCAGCAUCAGCACUAACCCUCGCCAACAGCAUUGCAUUCAGACCUACGACUACUCAGCCCGCAAAAUGUAGUAAACUCAAGAUUCGCAUCUUUUUUGAUUCCACCAUCUUUCAGGCUGGAGGGAAUCUAUUUGGUCGCAUGGAGAUCACUGCAACUAGCUCACGGUCUUUGAAACUAGGUGAAAUUGCUGUUGAAUUGGCAGCCUAUGAAGAAAUCACAUCCAAAGAUUUCACUGCAACCCAGUCCUUUCUCUCGUCGCGUCUUUGUUUUCAAGGCCCGAAUAUCCCACCCUCCAAUGCGGUCCAUGGUCCAUGUGAUGAAGACGGAUUCUGGAUGGCCAAGAAGGGUAAGACCACAUUUCCGUUUGCAUUUCAACUCCCUCUGGAUUGUCCUAGUAGUCUGGUAUUUGGUCAGACAGCCAGUCUUCGAUAUGUUGUCACAGGGCUAGUUCAGGUCUUCUAUCAUGGUAAAGAUGAAACCAUCAUGAAAACGAAGGAGGCUUUCGUAGUAGAGGCGUGGGACGGAUACAAUCCAGAUUAUAAAUUACCUGUUCAGGCAAGCAAUUCAACAAAGCUGUUUUGGGGUGGCAGUGGAUCACUUGUUCUCGAAGCGAAGCUAUCGGAGAAACUACAUAGUGCAGGAGGAAAUUUGAAUGUCGAGGUCAAGGUCAAGAACAAUACGAGUCGUAAGGUUCAAGGCAUCCGCCUAGGCGUCGCAAGGAGGCUGGAAAUGGUCUCGAAUAAAGCCAAAGCGCAACAAAAUCCAGGACUUCAGAUUGAUACAGUGAGUGUCUCGGAAGUAAUGGGGACACAGGAAUUCAAAUCAUCUAGCUACCUGUUCGACACAGGUGAGGAACGUACAACGACCCUCAAUAUGAUUGUCCCCGGGAAUGCCCGGACAAUUCGAGGAACAGCGCUGUUUGAAGUGACAUGCUUUGUUGUGGUUUCCAUGCUCCUAGGCGCAUUCAGUGGCGAAUUAUCUGUAGAGAUCCCAGUAAAAAUCUGUCAUCCUGCAUCCUUAACGCCCGCACCUAAACCGAAGCUAGAUGAAAAUCAUUUACCACAUCACUAUAAUCUUGUAGAUGAGGAGUUGGAUUUGGACAACAAUAAGCCGACUCGUUCCAGCAGAAGAGUAGGGUCCAAUGACAGCUUGGCCUCGCCAACGGCUGGUGGUCGUCAUGCUGGUAGUGGCACCGGACGCGAGUUGCCUUGGACUUCUGACGGAACCGAGAAACAGGAUGGAUAUGCAGAUAGUGGACGUAUGGGUGAAUGGAGUCAAGACGCGAGAGAGUUAUCUCCCGCUAAUUCUAUCACAUCCAUCAAAAGUAUCCUUUCUAGUCCAAAACAAAAACUAAGUAAGCUCGCGGACAAAAUCCAGCGAUCAACCAGUCCGUCAUCAAGUAGUCAUCUCCAACACGAACAUCGGCAAGGAUCUAAGCAUAUGGACGAACAGCAAGGACGCCGCCAGUUAGCUAAAUCGCCACCAUUGGGGCCUGCGAUGCCGAUUGCAUAUGUUCCAGCUGUGGAGCGUGUCCGUUACACACCAUUUCAGCCUCCACCGACAACCAAAGCCAAAGAGUUCUUGAAAGCUGCUGCUCAGUAUCAGCAAGAAAUGGCUAAGAAUGGUGCCCUAUCGCGUUUUGAAGGAGAUAACGUCGAAUUUGAUUUAGAUGAUAAAAAGAUGGCGUCCGCUAUUCAUCAAUGGAUUACGAAGAAAGAGCUUGAUGGGAUGUACGGUCAAAUGCCUGAAGCUCAACCAAUUGCUCGAUCCGUUUCGCCUAUUCAAAUCCCAGCUGCUUCUCCGAACAGGCGACGACCUGACGUAGAUCCUAUCAAUACGCAAGUUGGGUCAUUCACCUCUCAAUAUAGUCCUACAGGGGCAUCUCCGCAGAGCUAUGAUAGUCCAACGGCGUUUGGCGCCAGCAGUCAAUUCCCUCCGUCCCCAAAGGCCAUGCCUUAUACCAAUCAAACAACUUCUCGAUUCUUACACCACCCGCAUCGUCAGCCCGCAGCACCACAGACAGAAGCGUUUGGCAGUGCACCUGAAGACUGUAUUACCGACCCACCGCUAUUUGCGAAACCGCUACCCUUGCCCUCCCCACCAGGGGCCGGGUCGUCUUUGCGAGCAGGAGCCACCAUGGCUACAGCACGUGCGCGAUCUCUCUCCCCUGUCCCUAUUCCUCUUCAGACACCCGAAAGUUUAGCUCUUGCUCGAGAGGCGUUUGAACGCGUCAAGAAGAUUGCUUCCCCCGUCCAGGAUCAUAUGGUAGAUACUGCAAGCCUUAGGAAAAGUGCACCCCAGCCAGAGCCAGUUGGCCCCCACACUACAUCCUCUGUUGAAUCAAAUCCCAACACCAGAGUCCCUAUCCUAGUUUCGGUCUCUUCAAGCCGCCCAAAUAAUCCGUCAGGCCUUUCACGGCUCUUGAGUAGAAGUGCAGAGUCGACUGAUUUGCCAAAGGACCUGCAAGAGGGAGAAGCAACCAAGGACACUCCCUCCACGCAGCCAAAAUCUAGUGCUGAGCUGCGACACAUUCCGAUGAGUAGACCAUUACCUAUUCCAGUUCUUAAUUCACAACAACCAAACAUUAAAGCUGGUUCCUCCUCACGUAAUUUUGAGCCUAGGUUAAGCCUAGAAUCUAAGAUGCAGUCGGCUACGUCUACUUCGUAUGGACAGUCAAAGCAUUUGCAGCAGCCCCGGGGGCUAUCAAAAUCUCCACCGAGAUUCGAGCCACCGACACGAUCAGGCCAUUUACCUCUCAAAGAGCACAGGAAACAAGAUUCAAUCAGCUUUGUUCGACAAAAUGCCUAUGUCCCAAAGCCAACGCCAGUGCCCAAAGCAAAACCACCUGCUCCCAUUCAACACUCCAUCACCUCUACCCAAACCGGUUCGACCACUGGGAUCAAUGCCCAUAAUGUGAAGAAGAUUAACGAACGGAGCAUGAUACCAGGUGCAACUCAGAGUUCUAAUAGUGGAUUUGUUUAUCCCAAGGCAGCUCGUAAGCCAGUUUCAGGGACCAAGCCUUCUGUUGCGGCGAAGCCUAAGGCCUUGAGUAUUCCUUCGAACCAUUUAAAUCAAGAAACAGGAAAGUCACUUUCUCAUGUGCCUAUCUCAGUCGCGACUGCCAUGAUGAGUCCUGAGGAUCAUGCAAACGUCGAUCAGCAUCAUCCUCAGAAUCAUCCAAAUGAAGCAAGAGCAACAGAUGAUGGAGUUCACGAGCUUGAGCGACCAUUAGCUCCUGCACCUUCUGUAAGAGCUCCUCAAGUAAUUCCAGUCCUAGAGUCUGAAAUAGCCACUGCUGCUUCUCCUAGGGAUUUAACGAGUGCAAUAGAGGAAGCAGAUGAGGAUAAUAAGGAUACCAAUCAAAUAGAUCAACUUACGAGUGCAGAAUCACAACAGCAAAUGCACAAUGACAUCCGUGCUCAGGCCAUUGCAGCCAAGUACAGCAUCCGCGCAACUGGCGCACAUACAGGCGGGUACAUGCUGUGGAUGACAGAGAUGGCCAACCUAUAG
Messenger RNA from Lobosporangium transversale, 3594 nucleotides. RefSeq lists its product as hypothetical. Lineage: Eukaryota; Fungi; Mortierellomycota; Mortierellomycetes; Mortierellales; Mortierellaceae. Gene Ontology annotation, cellular component: cytoplasm. Gene Ontology annotation, biological process: G protein-coupled receptor internalization; signal transduction. The record is from RefSeq and is a predicted model, not a curated record. Bases 1 to 3594 code for a protein of 1197 amino acids. Gene Ontology annotation, molecular function: G protein-coupled receptor binding. The transcript is spliced from 6 exons.